AUGGGCAACAAUAUAAGCGAAGAAGCUCGUAACGAUCAAAAAAAUUUUUCCCGAUCAUCAAACUUGGAUCAAUUAGGACAAAAAUUCAGAGUGUAUAUUCAUAGACGAAAUAAGAUUUAUCAUGCUUUUUUGAGAAUAACCCCAGAAGAUAUCAUUCUUGAAAAGUCGAAAUCAGACGUAAUCUCUUGGCCUCUUCAGCUUAUUCGUAGAUAUGGCUAUACUUCCGCGGGUGUUUUUUUCUUCGAGAGUGGUCGAAGAUGUUUGACAGGAGAAGGCCUACAUUGUUUUCAAACACAAAGUGCUGACUUUAUCUUCCAGCUCGUACAGAAAUAUAUAAAAGAUAAUGCUGAUAUCAAAAAAAAUGAAAUGCUUAAAAGAACAGAGAGAUCUCGUAGUACAGGGCCAGUAGUAACAACAUGCAUGUCUUCCCCAUCCCGUAUCAACACUAUCCAGAGGUUCGGAAGUGAAGGUUGUGGGAUAUGUACUGAUUUUUUAUCAGAGCCCAGUAGCUAUAAUUCGUAUCCUAAAACUGCUCCUGCAGGAUAUAGGUUGCGUAAAGUGUUCAUGCCUCAUCCCCCUAGAGCAAGAAGUGUUGGUGACGAGGACUUUGAUCCUCAUCGGUUAACUUCAGAGCAUUUCCAUUCACAGCAAAUUUCUAAGCCUACUGAUUCAGCGAUUGUUGGUAAUAUCAUAUCAGAAUCUCAUAACCCAACGCUGAAUGAUACCGUGGCGAGUGACAGCUUACCACCUAGGGCAAAUUCUGUAGGGAGCAGAUUUUCUGUUAACUCUGCCACUCUUUCUCAUUUCCCAUAUGUCAAUAUGGCUUUACACGAGGGAGGUUCCGCUGCAUCCCUGAACGGUAACGUCAACAAUAAGCCGUUGACACCUCCCACAACACCAACAACUACUGUUUUUCCGCUCAAAUGGGAUGCUGGAGCAGGAGCUACAAACAUUUUAUGCUUUGCUAGGCCGUCUCCCUCUAAAAGCGAACCUGCGGAUAAGAGCGGUGCGACCACUCUAUCCCGUUAUGUAAAUCUUUCUGAGGUUGGAUCGCGAACUCUCAUGGAGAAGGAAUGUCCUCCUCCCGUUCCCCGUUUAAACUACGCAGACGUCAGUACAAAUGAAGAUAGGACGUCUGGCAGAAGUUUAUCUAUUGGGAAAAAGGCUGAUGUGGAAUUCUCUCGACUUAACUACGCUCAAAUUGAUGCAGAAAAAACCAGGGCUUUGCAGGCCGCUGCUUAUACGGAGCAACGCUGUGGUAAUGGAGUGAAACGUAGAAAUGCUACAAGCUCAUAA
This is a messenger RNA of Auanema sp. JU1783, 1296 nucleotides long. NCBI's taxonomy places the organism in Eukaryota, Metazoa, Nematoda, Chromadorea, Rhabditida, Rhabditidae. The record is from the annotation of a GenBank genome assembly.